CGCGUGCACGUGGCUUUUGACGCAAUUGUCAAAAGGUGUCGAAAGGUGUCGGAACGACGGCCGUCGUGACAUCUGCUGUGUAAUAGAAAAGUCCUUUGUCGGCUCAAAGAUGGAAAGGCCUCAGUCGAGCCCAUCGUCGUCGUCGGCGUCGCCGGGCGCGCCGACGCUCGCCCGCGUCUCGUCGUCGGAGCGACCGCCCGUCCCCAUCAUCUCGCUGCCACCGCCCAUCGUGACGCCGUCUGUCGUCUACGGCAGCAACGGGUCGGCCGCGAUCCCGCAGCACAUUGUCCCGAGCCUGCCCGGCCUCGCGCGGCCGCCAGGCUCCAAGAAGAAGCCCAAGCUGCUCGUGCUGGGCAUGGGCUUCACCGGUCUUCGCGUCGCGAUGGCUUUUCGCGAAAAGCUCGGCUUCUCGGUCUGCGGUACCGUGCGCAGCGCGCAAACCAAGCUCGAGCUCAUCGACCGUGGGAUGAAGCAGAUCUACUUCCUCGAAGAUGGCACGCUCGAAAUCGACACGUUCCGGCUCCUCGAAGACGUCACGCAUGUGCUCAUGUGCAUUCCGCCGCAGCCGCCGACAAGCGACGACGACAAGGACAAGGUGCUCGCGACGCUCGACAAGGAGCUCAAGAAGCUAUCGACGUUGCAAUGGGUCGGGUACCUCUCGUCGACGUCCGUGUACGGCGACAGCCACGGCCACGUGCUCGACGAAACCGCGCCGCUGCGGUCGUCGACCAAGCGCGGCCAGCAGCGCGCCCGCGUCGAGGCCGAGUGGCUUGCGUCGGGGCUGCCGAUCCACAUCUUUCGCUGCGCGGGCAUCUACGGCCCGGGCCGCGGUACGAUCGCGCAGGUCCGCGCCGGCCGCGCCAAGCGCAUUCACAUGCCGGGCAAGGUCUUCAACCGCAUCCAUAUCGACGACGUGGUCAACGUGCUCAUGCAGUCGAUCGCAAACCCGUCGCCCAUGAGCGUCUACAAUGUGUGCGACGACGAGCCAUCGAGCAGCAACGACGCGGUCACAUUUGCAUGCGACCUCCUCGGGGUCGACGUGCCGCCACUGCAGUCGUGGGACGAUGCCAAGGGCAGCAUGAGCGACAUGGCCAAGUCGUUUUAUGUCGAGAACCGGCUGCUCUCGAACGCCAAGAUCAAGACGGAGCUCGGCGUCCAGCUGCUGUACCCGACGUACCGCGACGGCUUUGUCGCACAAGCCGACGAAGAGCAGCGCACGCCGUCGAUGCGCGCGUCCAAGUCGCACAUUUGCUUUGUCGUCAACAAGGGCUCGACGCAGCCCGAGUCUGUCUUGGCGCUCCGGGACAUGUGUCGCAACCUCUCGGUGCGCUUCAACGGCUGCGUGCGCUUUGUCCCAUCGAGCUGCAUUUUAUCCGACACGAUUCCGCUCGCCGACCUCGACGACGUGCCGGCGGUGCUGCUCCAAGAUGCGGUCGCGGGCGUCGUCGCCGACCACAGUACAACGGCCGCCAAGUUUGUUGUGCUGCCCGUCUUUAUCGGCAACAGCGACGCGCUCACCGACUUUAUCCCGUCGGUUCUGAGCGCGUUCACGUGCCAGCAUCGGUUCACGAUUGCGCGCUGCCUCGUCGACAUCUCCAAGCCGUCCGAGAACGGCAUCGCCAAGAUCUUGGCGUCCAAGGUGCGCGGAGCGAUCGCCGACCACCAUGGCGAGUUUGAAAAGAAGGACAUUCGCGUCAUCGUCGUCGACCGCGGCACGACCAACCACGAGGUGCACUUGUCACGCAAUCUCAUUGGGUCCCAGCUCACAAAGCUCUUGGGCGGCGCGGUGGAGAAGGUGCACACGGCCAGCAUGGAACGCGUGGACGACCCGGCGUACGACUUUAACGAGCCGCUCCUCGCGCAUGCGUUCGAGACAUAUAAGAUCUCGUCGGGCCUAGUCGUGCUUGCGUUGCUCUUCCUGACGUCGGGCCGCCAUGCGGUGCCGGGCGGCGACAUUGAACACGUUUUGGCGACAACAAAAGCGGCGCACCCCAACCUCGAGGUCGCGGUCACGGCGCCCAUCGGGUCGCACCCGAUUCUGACCAACAUGCUCAUGGACCGGUAUUUCGAGUCGGUGAAGGAGUGGUAGCGCGUUCGGGCGUCUUUGAUGGAAGAAGACGAAGAAGCCGCCACUGCUAGAAACAAAAAGGGGUGACCCGUGUGCCAUAGUGAUCGCGGCCCGAGCUCGCCGUCAUUGGGAAGCGCGAUGCCUCGGGCCCACAGAGAGAUGAAGAAGCGCGGGCAGGACGUAGGAAUAAUUAGCCACUUGCGCCCGCCAAAAGCACCUAAAAAAUAGAACUGAUAGUACACUGCGCCCGUCU
Messenger RNA from Saprolegnia diclina VS20, 2321 nucleotides. RefSeq lists its product as hypothetical. The coding region runs from base 110 to 2089 and encodes 659 amino acids. Gene Ontology annotation, molecular function: lyase activity. The transcript is spliced from 2 exons. NCBI's taxonomy places the organism in Eukaryota, Oomycota, Saprolegniomycetes, Saprolegniales, Saprolegniaceae. The record is from RefSeq and is a predicted model, not a curated record.